AUGACGAUAGAAAACAUUUCUGGACUUUUGGGCGACUAUCCCAUCUUUCAUCUCGGAAGCGGGCCUCCAGCACUGAAUCAAUUGGCCUUCAAACCAAAUGCUUAUACUUCAUAUCCAUACGACAAUGCUGUAAGAGCUAAUUUUAAAAGCUUCGAUCGCGGUUGA
Suhomyces tanzawaensis NRRL Y-17324 is the source of this 165-nucleotide messenger RNA. RefSeq lists its product as uncharacterized. The coding region runs from base 1 to 165 and encodes 54 amino acids. The record is from RefSeq and is a predicted model, not a curated record. Lineage: Eukaryota; Fungi; Ascomycota; Pichiomycetes; Serinales; Debaryomycetaceae. The transcript has a single exon.